CUCGCCGCUGAGGCGCACGCGCGUCUCUGACUGGCCAUCUCUUUCCGGUUCCGGUUCCCCCCCCCCCCCCCCGCGUCUCUCAGAGAAGUUGCUACGUGUCUUUAAGACGUCGCGGAGAAAGUCGGAAGUUCGCCAUGGAUCAAGUAAUGCAGUUUGUGGAACCCAGCCGCCAAUUUGUGAAAGACUCCAUCAGGCUUGUCAAAAGAUGCACAAAGCCAGAUAGGAAAGAAUUCCAGAAGAUUGCCAUGGCUACAGCAAUAGGUUUUGCGAUAAUGGGAUUUAUUGGCUUCUUUGUAAAACUGAUCCACAUUCCAAUCAACAACAUCAUUGUGGGUGGCUGAAUGUUUCAUGAAGACUUAAUAUUGGACAUAAUAUCACACAAGAAGCUCUCUGGCUUUAUAUCAUCUUUUAUUGUUCGUCAGUAUAAACCAGUUUUUAAAGAACAACUGUUGCGGCAUUCUGUUUAGUUAAUACAAGCACAUCUUGAUAAA
This is a messenger RNA of Anolis carolinensis (green anole), 491 nucleotides long. RefSeq names its product SEC61 translocon subunit gamma (gene sec61g). The record is from RefSeq and is a predicted model, not a curated record. Gene Ontology annotation, molecular function: transmembrane protein transporter activity. Bases 135 to 341 code for a protein of 68 amino acids. The transcript has 4 exons. Lineage: Eukaryota; Metazoa; Chordata; Lepidosauria; Squamata; Anolidae. Gene Ontology annotation, cellular component: Ssh1 translocon complex; membrane. Gene Ontology annotation, biological process: protein targeting; post-translational protein targeting to membrane, translocation.